AUGGGAGAGUCAGAGCGAAUCAAACUCAUUCUCGUCGGCGACGGUGGCGUCGGCAAGACGACCUUCGUCAAGCGCCACUUGACCGGUGAAUUCGAAAAAAAGUACGUGGCGACGCUCGGUGUCGAAGUCCAUCCCUUGCUAUUCCACACCAAUCGUGGACCCAUCAAAUUCAACGUUUGGGACACGGCGGGGCAAGAAAAAUUCGGUGGACUCCGCGACGGAUACUACAUCCAGGGGCAAUGCGCGAUUAUCAUGUUCGACGUUACGUCCCGGGUGACCUACAAGAACGUUCCCAAUUGGCACCGUGAUCUUACCCGUGUUUGCGAGAAUAUUCCCAUUGUACUCACCGGAAACAAGGUGGAAAUCAAGGACCGUAAAGUCAAGGCCAAGCAAAUCACCUUCCAUCGCAAGAAGAACUUGCAGUACUACGAUAUCUCCGCCAAGUCUAACUACAACUUUGAAAAACCCUUUCUCUGGCUGGCCCGCAAACUCUCCGGAGACAAUCAGUUGCACUUUGUCGAAGCUCCCGCGCUACAGCCGCCGGAAACGCAGAUCGAUGAUGACACCAAGCGACAGUACGAAGCCGAAAUCCAGGCCGCUGCUGCUCAACCCCUCCCGGAAGACGACGACGAGGAUCUCUAA
Molecule: messenger RNA, 642 nt
Organism: Phaeodactylum tricornutum CCAP 1055/1
Lineage: Eukaryota; Bacillariophyta; Bacillariophyceae; Surirellales; Neidiaceae
Gene: Ran1
Exons: 2
Coding region: 1-642 (213 amino acids)
Biological process (GO): ribosomal subunit export from nucleus; protein import into nucleus
Cellular component (GO): cytoplasm; nucleus
Molecular function (GO): GTP binding; GTPase activity
Source: RefSeq, a predicted model, not a curated record